GUCAGCAGAACCUGCAUCAUUCGGCGUCUGAUCCCCAUCCGUCCACCUUCUCCGAAUUUCAGUCGCAGCUGCGCAGCCAACUGAAGCUCGGGGAGCGAUGGCGAUGGCUACCCAUGUUGCGCUCUUGCUCGUAUCGGCUCUAGCGUUGGUGACUUCGGUGCAGUCUGGGUAUGCUGGCAGCGACUGGAUCAGCGGCGUUGCUCAUGCGACGUUCUACGGUGGCGUGGACGCACAGGGAACUCAAGGUGGAGCUUGCGGUUACGGAAACCUCUACUCAACCGGAUAUGGCACCAGUACCACCGCACUCAGUAGUGCUUUGUUUAAUGCGGGCCUUAGCUGCGGAGCCUGCUUCGAACUCAAGUGCGACAGCGCCAACUCCAAGUACUGUCUUCCAGGGGACAAGUCCAUCACAGUUACAGCAACGAACUACUGUCCUCAGGGCUCAGAUGGCGGGUGGUGCGAUUCCCCGAAGCAGCACUUCGACCUCUCGCACCCCAUGUUCACCAGCCUUGCUCAAGAGGUUGGGGGUGUCAUUCCCGUCACGUAUCGGAGAGCUCCUUGCGCAAAGAAAGGCGGCAUGAGGUUCACAAUUAACGGCAACCCAUGGUUCGUGAUGAUACUAGUCACCAAUUGCGGUGGUGCAGGAGAUGUGCAGCAACUUCAGAUCAGGGGCAGCGACACCCCGUGGUACCCUUGCGUCCGCAACUGGGGACAGAUGUGGCAGAUGACCUCGGACCCAAAUCUGCCUGGGAAGGCACUCUCCUUCAGAGCUACCCUGAGUGACGGCAGCGUGGCCGAGUCUCUGAACGCCGCGCCCUCCAACUGGGGCUGGGGUCAAACGUUCGAGGGCGUCGCUACCUACUAGAUUUAAUUCUCCACAGGUCCCUUCCAGCAUUGCCGCAUUUUAACUCACUAAAUGAUUAAGCACAAAUGCUUACUGUGGUGGUCUGUUCAAGCUAGGUCGCCGAGGUGGUUUUAGGCCGCUCGCUGGAAAUCCCACCACCCGCUCCUGGUCCACUUGUAAUAUUCUAGCUAUGUAGUAGACGCCAGCGCACAAUAUUGCGCUCGCUCGUGCAGAUUCUUCUAGCAAUGCAGCUAGGACAUGUAAACGAGAGUGCAGAGGAGAGACUCACGAUCUCGUAUGCUUUCACCCGCACUCGGUUCGGCCCAAAUACGAGCUCACAGUGUACAAGCGCACUGUUCAGAGUGUUUCUAAUUUUUUUCACGAUUUUGAGGACUAAUAGAACAUAUUGUUUAAGUUAUCUCAGCCAA
Physcomitrium patens is the source of this 1272-nucleotide messenger RNA. Its product is annotated as expansin-A10. NCBI's taxonomy places the organism in Eukaryota, Viridiplantae, Streptophyta, Bryopsida, Funariales, Funariaceae. Gene Ontology annotation, cellular component: extracellular region. The record is from RefSeq and is a predicted model, not a curated record. Gene Ontology annotation, biological process: plant-type cell wall organization.